AUGGAUGUGAUAUUGGUUCUUCUGUCCGUAACAGUUUCGAUCCUCAUUGGCAACAUUGGUGCAGAUCUGCCAAGUUGUGAACGAGCCCGGUGUCAUCAUUGUCGAGUGAAUUUCAUCGCUACGAUGUGCCCCGAAACUUGUAGACCAUGCUUGAAGGAAAUUCCUGUGCCGGAACAAUAUCCUCCAAAGUUUAUGAAUGACUCGCUCAACGUUUUCCAACCAUUUCAACGAUCUCAAGCCAAAACUGUGAACACCCAACAGCUAUUACCACAGCACUUACUACAAAGACCACCAUAUGAAGCGAAGUACAGCUUGAUAUCGCCACUACCAACGCGAGAAUCAUCAUUUAACUCAUAUCAUUACCAUUAUUUGCCACAACAGCCUCAGUCAGGAAUCCAACUUCCAAAUGUGCCCCCUCCACCAGUACCAAGUCAACAAACUGCUGUGAUUGAUACCGCAUUUCCAGCAUUUCCAUCAUUUCCAACAUUUGCUUUCCCAACAUUUCCACCGUUCACAUUUCCACCGAUAACACUUGCGCCUCCUAUUUAUCAAACCUCAGUAGCUGAAAUAUCACCGAAUCAAUUUCUCGCUCAAUCUGCUAUUCAAACACAGCUAUUUCAACCGCAAAGACACAGAACCGAUACAGUUGCUUCCGGACAAGCGGUUGCACCAUAUGGAGUCAUUGGUUCUCAACCUCAAGUCUAUUUGCAAACACAUCAAAAACAAGCCCAAACAAUCCAACAGCGAGCCGUCCCAAUGUAUUCUAUUAAUAGGCAACAACUACCUGCCCAACAACUGCAACCACAACAACACGCACCUUACUUGCAAGUCCACCAACCGCAACAACAUUUUUAUACGACAAACCAACAACCUACUAUAGUACGACCUGCAUUACUCCCAUCACAGGAAUACAGUAUCGAUGCAGCAACCAAUUACAUCGAAGGGUCAUACUACAAACCUGAUCCAAAACAGCCCUCUGGUAUUGCUCAGUGUCCUCGGCAACCUAACUGGGAACCAUGCAUAACAAAAGAAGUGGCAAAUGAUCGAUUUAAAGCGUGCUGUCAAGAACUAGGCGAAGGAUGUGCCGCACUAUGCAAUUAUGAUGCUACUUUAACUACAAUUCAACUAGCAGUACUUACGGGCCGAUGUCCCCUAAACAAAGUUGGUAAUGUGAUGAUUUGUGCCAGUGGAUAUCAAGAUGCAACACCAUGCUGUGAAGCAUACCAUGUAUUCGAAUCAGGCUACGAGCAUUGCAGGCCAUAUUGUAAUCCAGCAGGUGGAUUACCACAAGGUGUUUUGCUUAGCGAACAGUACAAAUGUCUCGGGAAAUUGAGCCAAAUACAGCGGUGUUUCUACGUUUCACAAAGGCCAUAA
This is a messenger RNA of Loa loa (African eye worm), 1374 nucleotides long. RefSeq lists its product as hypothetical. NCBI's taxonomy places the organism in Eukaryota, Metazoa, Nematoda, Chromadorea, Rhabditida, Onchocercidae. The transcript is spliced from 7 exons. Bases 1 to 1374 code for a protein of 457 amino acids. The record is from RefSeq and is a predicted model, not a curated record.